AUGACAAAUAAUUUAUUUAAAUCGACUCAAGUUUUGAGGUCUUUUAAAUCAGCACCAACUUGUGCUGUUUCGUUUUACAAGAGAAAAUUAUCUGACAAAUUAAUACCAUUCAGUUCGGAAAAAGGAAGAGAAUUAUUUAGAUCAAGUUUAAAACAACAAUAUAUGGAAAAUUAUUUUUCAUUAGCUGAACAGUUCCACACCCAACAAGAACCUGCUUUUUGCGGGUUAGGAAGUUUAAGUAUGAUUUUAAAUGCUUUACAAUGUGAUCCAAAUCAAGUUUGGAAAGGUGUUUGGAGAUAUUAUGAUGAAAAUCUGUUAAUGAAUUGUUGUGUUUCUGGAGACCAAGUAUUAACCAAAGGUUUGCAGAUGGAACAAUUUUGGUGCCUUUCUGUUUGUUCUGGACUUGAUGUUCAGUUAUUCAGAAAUAGUACUAUUGAACAAUUUAGACAGCAUAUUAUUGAUUCAUGUAAACAUCAAAAGUUUCAUAUUGUUGUAAACUUUUCAAGAAAAGCACUAGAUCAAACAGGUGAUGGCCACUUCAGUCCUAUUGGAGGAUAUAAUCCUGAUGAAGAUAUGGUUUUAUUAUUGGAUGUUGCAAGAUUCAAGUAUCCAUCCUAUUGGGUUUCAGUUGAGAAAUUGUAUGAGGCCAUGAUUUUGAUAGACAAGCAAACAAAUAAUAAGCGUGGAUACUUUACAAUGAGACCUUCUGAAAAUGCAAGUUCAAUGUUUUAUCGUCUC
This is a messenger RNA of Naegleria gruberi, 738 nucleotides long. RefSeq lists its product as uncharacterized. The annotation marks the transcript as partial. The transcript has a single exon. Gene Ontology annotation, biological process: detoxification of copper ion; phytochelatin biosynthetic process; cellular detoxification of cadmium ion. Gene Ontology annotation, molecular function: metal ion binding; glutathione gamma-glutamylcysteinyltransferase activity. The record is from RefSeq and is a predicted model, not a curated record. Lineage: Eukaryota; Heterolobosea; Eutetramitea; Acrasida; Naegleriidae.